This is a messenger RNA of Sycon ciliatum, 981 nucleotides long. Its product is annotated as integrase/recombinase xerD homolog. The transcript has a single exon. The coding region runs from base 1 to 981 and encodes 326 amino acids. Gene Ontology annotation, molecular function: DNA binding. Gene Ontology annotation, biological process: DNA integration; DNA recombination. Lineage: Eukaryota; Metazoa; Porifera; Calcarea; Leucosolenida; Sycettidae. The record is from RefSeq and is a predicted model, not a curated record.
AUGCAUGUAGCUGAAGCCCCUCGCACACCGGGCCCGAGCUGGCACCCACAGCAGAAGACACGCCAUCUCCGGUGCCCGAGAGCACCUACUCCCUCUGAUGUUGGAGGGUCAGGCCUACCAGUGGCUAGGCCUGUCAGCGUCCACACGUGCCACAUACGCGACAGCCUGGAAACGACUGCACCAAUUCUGCCACUAGUCGGCACCAAGGUGAUUACAGACACCAUCAUGCUGGCGUUUGUAGCCUACCUGGCGCGUCAACAUGCCGCGUCAACCGUCCGCCUGUAUGUGUCGGCGAUCCGGGCAAUUGCCAAAGAAAACGGCAAAGAUCUCUCGUCGCGAAGAGUGGACCUCGCAGUUCAAGGAGUGGCACGUGCACAGGCCAACCGAACUAAAAACGCCAGUAAGCCAAUCCUCCUGCCCCACAUGGCAGCUAUGCGCAGGGCCCUGAUACGGUCUAACCUCAACGCGACCGACCGAGCCAUGGUAUGGGCAGCUAUUUGCCUGGGCUUCUUUGCGUGUCUCCGGGCAAGUGAGUACACUUCCACAACCGCCACGACCAUGUCAGACGGUGGCCUCCGAACAGAAGACCUCUCCAUCACGCCGCAGGCAAUACAGGUCACAAUCAAGAAGUCCAAGACCGACCAACUCGGCAAGGGUCACUCCGUCCGGCUCACAACCACCAACUCAACGGUUUGCCCGGUCAAAGCCAUGCAUACCUAUCUAUCAAGACGCCCCAACCUGCCCAAUAGACCACUGUUCGUUGACAGCUGUGGCAAGUUCCUAACUGCACCAAGACUCACCCGUCUAAUCCGUCAUCUACUGAGCAGCGCAGGGUACCCACCUAUCCAGUAUUCACUGCACGGCCUCAGAGCCGGAGCCGCAACCACAGGAGCAAUGAGCGGCUUCACCGAAUCCGAGAUCAUGAAACUCGGCAGAUGGCGAAGUGCCUGCUACAAGAACUAUGUACGCUGUGGAAAGUAA